AGCGUUUGGAAGAUCUUAGCUCUUACGAUGUCACGGCCAUUCGCGACUUUUGUUGGAUAAUCGAGUGUUAUAAUUAUUUCCCCCGUUUAGCCCGGAACAGCGUUGCCAUGAUGUCGCCCGCAUUAGCGCCUACGAGAACCCUCCUCAGGAGCUUGUUUGGCAGCCCUGCCCAGCAAUGCCGAAGAUGCCUUUCACAUGUGGCAGCUCCCAAAUCGAGUCGGCCGACCAUCGCAACCAAUCCGAUGCUCCCCAGGCAAGAUCAAUUCCAGAAGAGGACAAAGACGCACAAGACAAUUGAGCAGGCAAAGAGCCGGUAUAAGUCGGGGCCGUUUUCCUGGAAAGCUGGGCUGCUCUUCGUCAUGACGGCUGGUGGUCUGGUGUGGUACUUCGAGUACGAGAAGCAGCGUAUGCAGCGGAAGCGAAUUGCCGACGCGACCAAGGGCAUCGGCAAGCCAAAGGUCGGCGGACCGUUUGAGCUCAUCGACCAGAACGGCAACCCAUUCUCGAGCGAGGAUAUGAAGGGCCGCUACGCUUUGGUCUACUUUGGGUUUUCGCACUGCCCCGACAUCUGCCCCGACGAGCUUGACAAGAUGGCGCGAAUGUUUGAUAUUGUCGAGGAACAGAGACCGGGCGCGAUCCUACCCGUCUUCGUGACGUGCGAUCCUGAACGGGACACGCCCGGCAUCUUGAAGGAGUACCUGGCCGAGUUCCACCCCAGGUUUAUCGGAUUGACGGGCUCGUACGACGACAUCAAGGCCAUGUGCAAGAAGUAUAGGGUGUAUUUCAGCACACCUCAGAACGUAAAGCCGGGACAGGACUAUUUGGUGGACCACAGCAUCUACUUCUACCUGAUGGAUCCGGAGGGCGAUUUCGUCGAGGCGCUAGGGAGACAACAUUCUCCGCAGGCGGGAGCGAAAUUGAUCCUUGACCAUAUGAAGGAUUGGACCGGUAAAUGGGCAAAGAACUAAAGGGAGAUUACUUUUGUACAAUGUAUAAAUUGUGUAUAUUGAAGAGAGGAGAUCGCUGGGAGCCUGUAUGCAUACCAGUUCAGUGGUAGACGAGAGAGAGAAGAGGGAGAAGAGGGAGAAAAAGCCACGGCCAGGAUUAGGUAGGAUAGCUACC
Sodiomyces alkalinus F11 is the source of this 1122-nucleotide messenger RNA. RefSeq names its product SCO1/SenC. Gene Ontology annotation, molecular function: copper ion binding; copper chaperone activity. The transcript has 3 exons. Gene Ontology annotation, biological process: intracellular copper ion homeostasis; mitochondrial respiratory chain complex IV assembly. Bases 111 to 968 code for a protein of 285 amino acids. Gene Ontology annotation, cellular component: mitochondrial inner membrane. Lineage: Eukaryota; Fungi; Ascomycota; Sordariomycetes; Glomerellales; Plectosphaerellaceae. The record is from RefSeq and is a predicted model, not a curated record.